AGGACUGAGGCAUCGACGUCUUCAAGUCGGUAUUGAUGGUUCUGAGCAGCCGCGUAUUUUAAAUAUUGCACUAGAUGAUUGGGACGUAGUGGCUCAGUAUUCACCUACAAAUCCCAAGGGACCUGAUCUGCCUGUGGCUUUUGCUGUCGUUCUGGCUCCGCCUCCCAGCAGCAGAACGUGCUUGCAGGCGCAGCAGUCUGCGUGCUCCUCUCUGUCCCUCAGCCUGUGCCUGCCAGCCUAUGCCUCCAGCACCUCGCAGCCCACCAACGCCAUGUGCCUUUCGCAAACCAUGGAAGUGGGGAAGCAGGGCAAAAGCCUGGGGCCAGGCCGGAGCAAAGGAGGCGUUCUUCUGCAGCCCUUUGUUCACCAGGUGGGAGGUCACACCAGCAUGAUGCGCUAUGACGAUCACACAAUCUGCAAACCCCUCAUACAAAGAGAGCAACGCUUCUAUGAGUCCCUGCCUCCAGAAAUGAAGGAGUUCACGCCGGAGUACAAAGGAGUGGUGCUUGUUUGCUUUGAGGGCGACAGUGACGGUUAUAUCCACCUAGUUGCAUAUCCUUAUGAGGACAGUGAGGGAAUGGACCAUGAGGAAGUGCCUGAAAGGGACCAACCACGCAGGAAACACUCGCGCCGCAGUUUGCACCGAUCUAGCAGUGACCACAAAGAAGAAAGAAUGCCACAUGAUGCUGACAAUUCAGAGAGCAUUCAAGAACUAAAGAGUCCCCGUGUUGAGCAGCAAAUCCAGUCAGAUGUUCCUUUUCAGAUGCUGGAUGGAAACAGUGGGCUGAGCUCAGAGAAGAUCAGCUACAAUCCUUGGAGUCUCCGUUGUCACAAGCAGCAGCUCAGUCGAAUGCGCUCUGAAUCCAAGGACCGGAAGCUGCACAAAUUUCUGCUGCUGGAAAAUGUGGUACACAAAUUUGAGUACCCGUGCAUCUUGGAUUUAAAAAUGGGGACUCGUCAGCACGGAGAUGAUGCCUCUGAAGAGAAGGCAGCUCGACAAAUGAAGAAGUGUGAGCAGAGUACAUCAGGCACACUCGGUGUAAGGGUGUGUGGCAUGCAGGUUUACCAGAUUGACACCGGUCACUAUCUGUGCAGAAACAAAUAUUAUGGCCGCGGACUGUCUACCGAAGGAUUUAAACAUGCUCUGUACCAGUUCCUCUACAAUGGCACUCAUCUCCGCAAGGACCUCUUCAAACCUAUCCUAGGGAAGCUACUUAGCCUGAAAAAUGUACUGGAAAAGCAGGCUUCUUAUCGUUUCUACUCCAGCUCUCUUCUCGUCAUCUAUGAGGGGAAAGAUGAGACAGCCGAACCAUUGUCAAACAAAGCAACAGAUGCUGCAGACAUCAAUGCAGCCCCAGCCCCUCUCCCCGAGGAUAAUGCUCGUCUUCUUCCGAAUGUAGAUGUCCGCAUGAUAGACUUCGCUCACAGCACCUAUAAGGGUUUUCGUGAUGACCAAACGGUCCAUGAUGGACCAGACAGGGGCUAUGUGUUUGGACUGGAAAGCCUCAUUGACAUUCUUGAAUGCAUUCAAGUGGAGAACCAGUAGGUGUGCUGAUCUUAGAUGCUCUUUAACAUAAGGGAGGUAUCCAUAAGGGUAAAUAAAAGUCAAGGAGAGCACAAUGCUGCUGCUGCAGUAAUGGUGAAGAGUACCACUGACAUGCACUUACAAGCCUUUCUUUCCAGGUUUGGAAUUUGCUAUGGUUCCUAAAGUUGCAACUGACUCUCUGCGGCAGACAAGAACUCUAAACUAGGACAGCAUUGAAUUCUGUCAUCGUAUACGGCCACUGUGUGGCUAACAUGGACAGCUGCUGGCAUCACAGGGCCUGUCCCAGGAGUGACAUGGGAAAAAAAAAAAAAUUCUGUGAAUGGCCUCGCCAGAUUCUUUAGAUUCAACUUUUAAGUUUUGGAAAAAUUAUAUUAGAUUCUAUUUUCGUAUUCUCUUCCUCCAGGUCCAUGGCUGCACUUUUGUCGGGUGCAUUACCUAAGCAAGCUUUUAAGCAGGCUCUGCUAGUGUUGACUCUGAGCCAUACACAUUUAUUCUUGCCAAACGUCGGCUUUAAGGACAGACUCUGAUGUGCGAACGCUGUAAGCACAUGAUAAAAGCAGCAGCCCAAGAAAAUCACCAAAGUGUUUUGUUGUGUGUGUAUAUAUGUAUGUAUGUAUAUAUAUAUAUAUAUAUAUAUAUAUAUAUAUAUAUAUAUA
Messenger RNA from Polypterus senegalus (gray bichir), 2202 nucleotides. RefSeq names its product inositol hexakisphosphate kinase 1 (gene ip6k1). The transcript is spliced from 6 exons. Gene Ontology annotation, molecular function: inositol hexakisphosphate kinase activity. Gene Ontology annotation, biological process: phosphatidylinositol phosphate biosynthetic process; inositol phosphate biosynthetic process. Gene Ontology annotation, cellular component: cytoplasm; nucleus. The coding region runs from base 272 to 1546 and encodes 424 amino acids. Lineage: Eukaryota; Metazoa; Chordata; Cladistia; Polypteriformes; Polypteridae. The record is from RefSeq and is a predicted model, not a curated record.